AUGGCCUCCCAUUCUGGGGAACCAGGGCUCUUGCACUGUGGGUCUUGUGACAUGGCUUUCCGGUCCUGGGCCCUGCUGGCCACCCACACUCAGCGCUUCUGCAUUGGCCGCCUAACCCAAGAGAUGACACUAGGAGCACAGUCCUCAGUAGCCACAGAACCACGGGGUGCCGCGGUAGUGCCACAAGAAGUCCAGGAGGCCAGCCAAUCUACUCUAAAGAGUUUAACAGAGGAGGUGCGGCGGCUGCGGCUAUCCCUACAGGAAAUGCGACCCUGGAUAACACAAGGGUCCGCGGCGCCGCCUCAGCCCACCGCCUGCCAGGCUGCAGGGAGCCCCGGGGAGCGGCUGCGGGCGCUGCACCGGACUCGCUCAAGGCGCGUAGCGGAGACAGAAGCACAGAGCCGGGCGCUGGAGCGACGCGGCGAGGAACUGCGCCGGCGCCUCCAAGCUGUGGCCCGGGCGCGGGGCGGAAUAUCCCGCCUAUUUGGGCUGGAGCGGGAGCUUCGAGAACUCCGGGCAGAGACCGGGCGGACGCGAGGGGAUCUAGAGGUGUUGGGGGCGCACGUUCAAGAGCUGCACUCCCAGCCGGGGACCCGGUUGAACGCCUGGCUAGAGGCAGAACUCUAUUGUCCGGUGCUCCAGGCCAACCCAGGGACUCUGGCUGCCGAGAUCGGGGCCCUACGGAAGGCCUACAUUCGAGGCGGGGGCCGGGACCCCGGCGUUCUGGGCCAGAUGUGGCAGUUGCAAGUGGAGGCGUCAGCACUGGAGCUGCGGCGGUCGCGGACACGCAGGGGAAGGGGAGGUGCCACCUCGGGGGAGCUUCUAGUAGUGGAAGCUGAAAACCGGCGCCUGGAGGCAGAAAUCCUGGCCUUGCAGACGCAGAGGAGCCCAGGCAGGGCGCCCUGGGGGCCAGCGGAACCCCAACUCCUGGCCAGUCCCAACCCACGCCUGAGGGGGAGGAGAGAUCCUCCACUCCUCCUGCCGCCGAUGGCGCCCCCGCAGCCGCCAGCUCCAGGCUCCACCGAUGUCCAGUUCUUGGGUGGCUUGGGAAAGCCUCCGCAGCUUCUUGGAACCAUGACCAGAGACCUGGGCCUGGACCCACGGUUCCUGCUGCCCACAUCUGAUACGCUGGGCCCUGCACCAUACGACCCCGGGGCUGGCCUGGUCAUUUUCUAUGACUUCCUGUGGGGCCUCGAGGUUUCUUGGAUUUGGGUGCAGCUAAUGACUGGUUUGGCCCGAGAUGGACAGGAUACAGGACCGACCACAGCAUUGCCCCCAGCCCUUUGCUUACCCCCACCUCCAGCUCCUGGGCCCACGGGCAACUGUGCCAUCCUCGCCAGCAGGCAACCUGUGCCCAGACUGCCACCGUCACCAUCAGUAUCCUUGGUCUGUGAGCUACAGGCCUGGCAGGGGCUGGCAGGGGCUAGAGCACCACAGCCAAAGGCUUGGGCCUCACUGGUGCUAUUUGACCAAGAUCAGCGGGUGCUAAGUGGCCAUUGGCGCCUCCCACUUCGGGCUCUUCCUCGGGACUCCAGCCUUAGCCUCGGGCAGCUGAAUGGGAUUCCCCAGGCAGGUCAGGCUGAGCUCUUUUUGCGGCUGGUGAAUGCGAGAGACACAGGUGUCCAGACACGGGCGGAGAUCAAUCCAGCAAGUGCCCACGAGUACAAAUACCCACCCAUGGUGUCCAGCUCAUCUUCACUGGAAGCCAAUUCCCUCACUCCCACAGCUGGCUUUGCUGAUCCUCCACCUCCUGCAGAAGAGCCCCUUGGCAGAGUUAAGGAUAGACACAAGGGUUUGGGCCCUCACCACAGCUUUGACCCACCCCCACCAGGUUUCUGAGCCCAGGCAAAUGUGAAUAUGAGCAUUUUCACAUGCACAGGACUAGGGAUUAGACUGAGGCCUACUCCAAGACCUGCAGAUUUACUAUUUUCUGACAUAGAGCCUAGAAGAAAAUAGGUUAUGAGUGCAAAAUAUGAGCUCCAACCACAGCUUUGCCACCUCCUACAAAUACUUGACCUUUCUGUACCCGUUUUCCUUUUGCAAAAUAGAUUAACAUGAGGAUUAAAUGAGUAUGUUGGGCAUUUACCAUAUUGCCUGGCACAUAGGAAGCAAUCAGAAAGGUGACGGGAGUGAGGGGUAUUCUUUAAUUCCACCUGAAGGAACUAUCUAAAGUAAUUCCCACCUGGGUCUUGCCAAAGCGAGUUUUAUUGUCAAACUUUUCCAUUCAAAUCCCAGCUUCCUCAGCACUGCUGCCAGGAAGUCUUCCUGGCUCACAAGGUCCCCAUAAACAGAGUUCCUGAUCCUUGCUCUAUUCCAGGGUAGGGCCCCAGCCCAAUGAGGUUCCUCCCAAGUCGGGUCGCAUAUGAGAUCUAGCUAAAAUUAGAUAACUAGGCCUAGUCCUAGAUCCCAGUGUCAACCUAAGAAGGUCAAGGGCCUGGGAGCUAAGUAUGUCAUGACUGUCCUGACCAAAAAAGAAGAAAGAAGCCUCAGGACAUGGACCAUACAAGGGCACCUUCAGGAAGGAAGUUCAAAGCCAGAGAUUCAGCAGCCAUGAGUUACUGUGACCAGCCCAGAAAAACUCCAACUAUU
Molecule: messenger RNA, 2589 nt
Organism: Cynocephalus volans (Philippine flying lemur)
Lineage: Eukaryota; Metazoa; Chordata; Mammalia; Dermoptera; Cynocephalidae
Gene: CCDC17
Product: coiled-coil domain containing 17
Exons: 13
Coding region: 1-1839 (612 amino acids)
Source: RefSeq, a predicted model, not a curated record